This is a messenger RNA of Cynara cardunculus var. scolymus (artichoke), 1274 nucleotides long. RefSeq names its product 2-alkenal reductase (NADP(+)-dependent)-like. The record is from RefSeq and is a predicted model, not a curated record. Gene Ontology annotation, molecular function: oxidoreductase activity, acting on the CH-CH group of donors, NAD or NADP as acceptor. The transcript is spliced from 5 exons. The coding region runs from base 90 to 1133 and encodes 347 amino acids. NCBI's taxonomy places the organism in Eukaryota, Viridiplantae, Streptophyta, Magnoliopsida, Asterales, Asteraceae.
AAAAUACUAUGUUAUACGUGUUUUAUUUGGGGUUUGGGUCUGUUCGACAUAGUUCUCGAAGCUUGUUCAAUCUCUGAGAGAAAAGUAGAAUGGGGAAAGAUUUGGCAGUGGAAAACUUGCAAGUCAUCUUCAAAGGCUACACCGAUGGAUCUCCAGUGGAAACAGACAUGGAAUUGAAACAUGGAAAUCUAAUCAAAUUGGAAGCACCUCAAGGAUCCAAUGCUGUUCUAGUGAAAAACCUCUACUUAUCCUGCGAUACUUACAUGCGUGGCCGGAUGCGCGAUCGCCAUGACUCCUUUAUCCCUCCCUUCGUCCCUGGAUCUGCAAUAGAAGGAUACGGGGUGGCAAAAGUGGUGGAUUCUGAUUGCCCAGACGUAAAAAGUGGAGAUAUAGUGUCAGGGAUUACAAAUUGGGAAGAAUACAGCUUGAUCCAGAACACUGGUCAACUGAAGAAAAUUCAACAUGUUGAUGGCAUUCCUCUCUCUUACCAUCUUGGUGUUCUUGGCAUGCCAGGAUUUACAGCUUAUGCUGGUUUUUAUGAGGCUUGUGCUCCUAAGAAAGGAGAUUAUGUUUAUGUGUCUGCGGCCACCUCUGCUGUUGGACAGCUUGUUGGUCAACUUGCUAAGAUACACGGAUGCUAUGUGGUUGGAAGCACUGGCACAAGCCAGAAAGUGGAACUUCUGAAGAAUAAGCUUGGGUUUGAUGAAGCCUUAAACUACAAAGAAGAAUUAGACCUCGAGGCAGCUUUGGCAAGGUACUUCCCUCAAGGAAUUGACGUAUACUUCGAUAAUGUGGGUGGAGUCAUGCUCGAUGCAACAAUUGCAAACAUGAGAAACCAUGGUCGUAUCGCCUUGUGUGGAAUCCUUUCUCAGAACAAUAGAAAUGAUCCACAAAGUUUUCGCAACAUGUUCAGUGUUAUAUCAAAGCGAAUAACGAUGAAGGGAUUCCUUCAGAGCGAUUUCUUGCACUUGUACCCUCGUUUUUUGGAAGACGUUACACAUUACUACAAGCAGGGGAAAAUUGUGUAUCUUGAAGACAUGAGCGAUGGCCUUGAAAGUGCACCUGCAGCUUUUGUUGGAUUAUUUUCUGGCAAAAAUGUUGGUAAGCAAGUAAUCCGCGUGGCUAGCGAAUAAAUUCUCCGAUGCCUUUAUACUUGGAUGCAUUUACUUUUCCAUAGUAGUUCAUGGGAUACUUUUGAGGGAGUGUUGUAAUAUCUCGUUAUCUAACCACACCCUAAACGACAAUAUCGUUAUAUAGUUUAUGUAUUUGGAUAA